Molecule: messenger RNA, 993 nt
Organism: Penaeus chinensis
Lineage: Eukaryota; Metazoa; Arthropoda; Malacostraca; Decapoda; Penaeidae
Product: acetylcholine-gated chloride channel subunit acc-1-like
Exons: 2
Coding region: 1-993 (330 amino acids)
Biological process (GO): chemical synaptic transmission; nervous system process; regulation of membrane potential
Cellular component (GO): neuron projection; membrane; synapse
Molecular function (GO): transmembrane signaling receptor activity; extracellular ligand-gated monoatomic ion channel activity; neurotransmitter receptor activity
Source: RefSeq, a predicted model, not a curated record
AUGAACAUUAGAAAUGGGUUUCCCUCCAUCUACAGCGGGAGUGAGAACUACAUCCGCAUCUCCCGCAAGUACACCAUCACGUGGACCUGCACCUUCAACUUCUUCUACUAUCCUUUCAACACUGACUACUGUUACAUGGUAUUCCGGUUCAAGAGAAACACCAACACUUACGUGUCCCUGCAGAAGUACGGCCGUGGGAUCCUGUACCAGGAGAGCACCCUCACCGAGUACAGUGUUGGUCGCAUGCAUGUCGAGUCGUACAUCAGUCAGGAGCCGUACUCGGGGCUGAGAGUGGUCGUGCAACUCAAGCACUUGUACGCCUCACAGAUCCUCACCAUCUUCAUUCCAACAACCGUCAUCAACCUCAUCUCGUAUGCCACUUUCUUCUUCAAGUGGUACGACUUCAAUAACUGCGUGAUGGUUUCCCUGACAACUCUCCUGGUCCUCAUGACUCUCUUCUCCCAGGUCUCCGACUCUCUCCCAAAGACUUCGUACUUCAAGCUGGUUGAUAUCUGGUUCUUCACGUCCAUCCUAUUCACCUUCAUCAUCAUCGUGUGCCAUACAGUAGUCGAGUACCACCACAAGUACGACCACGAGAUGGAAGCCGAGGAGAGAGAGCGACUCUUCCUCCGGAUGAACUUCAUCAACGAAAAGGAGGAGGACAAGAGGAAACAGCAUGAGUCCCCGCCUGAACCUCGUCCAUUCCUCCUACAACUCAAUCAGUGUCUCCCGUGUCCUGUUCUACCCAAGGAUGAGGUUUCCCACGUGGACAAAAGGCGGAUGAAAUCGGCGACCCAGCAAGACCCCAACCUCCUCGCGAUGAAGCUCAGUCAGUGGUGCAAGUGGCUGACUCUCCUCUUCUAUAUUAUUCUGAAUGUUGCCUUUUGGUCCAUAGCCUUUGAAGAACAGAUUACAGAAGCUAUCAAUGAUGUACAAUUUUGGGAAUUUCAAGACUUCUUGGAGGAUAAUGACGCAGUUACCGGAUAUCCAUAA